UCUCUUUUCAAGUUUCAAUUGAUUCCGAAUUCUUCAAUCUCUUGUUAAUUUACAAAUAUGUCUCCUCAAUCCUCAUCAUCCACUUUCCGUAAGCCACGGGAAUCAAUCUCUGUAAAGUUCAAGUAGGGACGGCUCACGGCAGUAUCUAUCAAACUCCAAAUCGAUUGCAUUCAAGAAAAAUCAACCUAAGCUGGAGAGAAUCAAAGAAAACGACGAUCUCUGUCCAUUGAUAAAGAGAAUAAGGUGGACGUGGCUUCGGUAUAUGAUGAUGAUGAUGAAACAAACUCCGUUAAAAGUCUUCGAUUAUUCCGAUCGAUUCCAUCGAAUUUCGCUUUCUGAACCUGGCGGAUCAUCUGCUGUGGUUUUACUUCAAAAUGGACGUCUCAUCUCCUGGAAAAACAAUCAUGGAGAGGAAUUGCUAUCUGUUAGCGGCGGCAAGGCGAUUUCGAAAUCACCUGAAUCAUUAAGAGGAGGGAUUUCAAUCAGGUUUCGACAGUUUGGCAAUUCGGAGACACCUCUGUCUCCAAGAAAGAUAUUCUGGUCACUAGACGAAGACUGCGAUUCUCCAUUGCGAUUACUUGUUCCCAAUAGCAAUCAGUCGUCGUCAAGUGUUAAUCUCAUCUUUAAGGCUACAAAAGAAGAUAAGAAGAUGUGGCCAUCUAGCUUUGAAAUGCGGCUAAGUAUUUCUUUGGACUUGGGAAAGCUAACUUUGGUUCCUUGUGUUAAGAACACUGAUUCAAAGCCUUUUGCAUUUACAUUCUCACUUUGCAACUCCUUAUGCGUAUCCGAUAUCAGCGAAGUUCGUGUGGAAGGAUUGGAGACGCUCGAUUACCUGGAUAACUUGGAUCAACGGAAGAGAUUUACUGAGCAAGCUGAUGCCAUUACUUUUGAUGGCGAGGUGGAUCGAGUUUAUUUGAAUACAAAUGAAGAUAUUGCCAUUAUAGACCACAAGAAGAAAAAGACUUUGGUGGUUCGCAAAGAAGGCUUGCCAGAUGUGGUUAUUUGGAAUCCUUGGAACAAGAAUGGGAAGGCAGUGUCAUUUGAGGGCCAAUUAGGUGGCAUGGAUUACAUGACCAUGUUAUCGGUUUGUUCGGGUGUGAUUGAGAAACCGAUGAUCCUUAAACCUUCGGAAGAGUGGAAAGCUCGACAUGAGAUUCGUGUGGUCUCCUCGAGCUAUUGCAGCGGCCACUUGGAUUCUCAAAUGGUUCUUCGAGAAGGAGGCUUGACCAAUUCCCCGUUCUGAUUAAAAUGGUGUUACUUGUAUAUUGUACAUAUUCCCUAACAAUUGUUGGUAUGUAUUGUGUCAAAACGUUUUUAGGUUGAAUAGUAUGUGUUUGACUUUAUCUUUUAA
Molecule: messenger RNA, 1351 nt
Organism: Impatiens glandulifera
Lineage: Eukaryota; Viridiplantae; Streptophyta; Magnoliopsida; Ericales; Balsaminaceae
Product: putative glucose-6-phosphate 1-epimerase
Exons: 9
Coding region: 263-1243 (326 amino acids)
Biological process (GO): carbohydrate metabolic process
Molecular function (GO): isomerase activity; carbohydrate binding
Source: RefSeq, a predicted model, not a curated record